Molecule: messenger RNA, 4255 nt
Organism: Cryptotermes secundus
Lineage: Eukaryota; Metazoa; Arthropoda; Insecta; Blattodea; Kalotermitidae
Product: NEDD8-conjugating enzyme UBE2F
Exons: 4
Coding region: 849-1319 (156 amino acids)
Source: RefSeq, a predicted model, not a curated record
CCUACAACAGGCUGUGAAGGCACAUUAGACUUGUGGGACGUCAAGGCUCCCACAUCUUCUAGAUUCUAGAUGUUUGAGCCUUGAUAGUUAAAAUUAGCUUAUAUGUUUCAGCCUAUUGUGGCCAGUAUCAGGUGCAUAGGGUCUUAAAAUCAUCCUUCUGUCUACUAUAUCUCCGUACACUGGCCAGUGUUUACACAUUUGGAGUGCUUUUACAGGUAUGUUGUUCAUGUAAUGCCCUUAUGUUAUGAAAUGUAUUUUCUUUUUUGUUCUGUCCCUUAUACUUUCUGUUGCCAGAUUUAGUGUUCACCAAUAUGAGUUCAUGUUUAGCGUGAGAUUCUUGUUAUGAUUUUAACGCCGAUGCCUUGGUUAUCUGUUGGCCUAUGCAUACCCCUUUCCUACAACAGACGCAUAUCGUACUUGGAAGCCCUUUCGUUUGACGUGUUUGUCGCUGGUCGCCUUCUAUUAUGGCCGAUAAACGUCGAAACAUGUAAAGGUUUCAUUCGUGUUAAAAUGGUUGUUACACUUGAUGGAACUUUCUCUAUAAUUGUAGUCUUUAGUCGUUGCCUCUUUAAAGUUAGUAAUCCGUGGAUGUAGGUAAUACACGGAGUUCAUGCACGUUCAUGCAUGUCUGCCUGAUGUGUGGAUACGAAGAGAAGAUGGGAAGUGGAGAUUGUGUAUGAAGAUGGGUAGUUAUUUUUCUCCAGAAUAACGAGAAAUUCCAAAUAAUUGUUACAUUACCCUCAUUUUAUACGAUUUCGACCGGUCUAAUGCAUUACAAAUAUUAGAAAGAAUUCAUGAGUACCAGCAGAUUCCAGCCUUUCUUUUUUACUUACACUUAACCUGAUAGAAUGAUUACAUUAACGAGAAAGCUGAAAAAUGAAAACGACGCUCCCAGUGGGUCGUCAACUAUAGAACCGGGAAAGCGGGUGUCAAUACGGGACAGGCUAUUGGUGAAGGAAGUUCAGGAAAUGGAGCAAACAUUACCAGGUACUUGUAGAGUCAGAUUUGAAGACCCACAUCUGCUACACGAUUUUUAUUUAACUAUUACCCCUGAUGAAGGGUUCUGGGCAGGAGGGAGAUUCCGGUUUCAUAUAUAUGUUACAGAAGAGUACAAUAUGGCACCACCAUCAGUGAAGUGCCUGACAAAGCUAUGGCAUCCCAACAUCAGUGAACAUGGCGAUAUCUGCUUGAGUUUGUUACGUCAGAACUCUAUUGAUGGAAUGGGAUGGGCACCAACCAGGAAGCUCAAAGACAUAAUCUGGGGUCUCAACUCCCUCUUCACUCCACACUCCAGUGCUUCCUGGAAGAGCCUGAUGUGAUGAAUCACACAUAAUGGUGUAGUGGUCAGCCCUCCGCUUCAUAUUUGUGAUGUUUGAAUCUUGAUUGGAUCACUAAUUUUUUUUUGUAAUUGUCCUCAGUCCCAGCACAUUUGCUGGGUCACUACUUAAAAUUGUUCAUGGCCACUUUGUUAAAACCAGAAAUAGUUACGUACAGUGAUCUAGAUAGAGUGUCUACUCAGAUCAGUGUUCAUAAUUUAGGAAGGUGACACAACAUCAUAAGGUGAAAAAGAAACAAUGUGAUAGAUGCUUGUAAAUUAUAUGAAUAUUCAUUUAAUUUGCAUUUGGUUAAGAAAAGAUUACAGCAGUUUCCUCUAGGAAUCUGGAACCGCAUGGAGACUCUAUGUUCCACCACAUGCAUUUCUCUUAGAGGAUCAAAGCUUGUAAAUAAUGAACAAAAUGUCACAUUAAGGGAGGUGCAGUUAACCCUUUCCAGUCAUUGCGUUUAGAAAAAUUUCUGCAGCCAGGUCAUCAGUAGUUUUUAAAUGCCUGCCGAACCACUCAGUGAACUGUUUUGCCCAAAAAGUUGGUGCAAAAAGGGCAUAAAUUUAAGAAGCCAAAUGUGUACUUACAUUUUCGAUUGUCCAAUUCUUGGGCCAACUCAACACUGCUGUAGCAUCUGACAAUGAAAUGGUGAUAGUAUGGUGAUAGUCUUCAGUACCAGACACAAUGAGUCAUAGUCUGUCCAUCAAGGAAAAAACUAUUCUUGAAUCUUAAUAGUUUGCAUCCUGUUGUGUGUCUCACAUAAGAUAUAAAGCAUACAAGAAUAUACCAUCUACACAACAACACUCUGUAUUUUAAAACAAAGAAGACUCUACUGUAUCGACAUUUGUUUUAUUAAAGCUUUUAUGGAUGCGACACAUUUCGGCACCUAUAUCAGGCCAUCAUCAGGUGUACAGUGUUCGGCUUUAAGCUGCUGAACUGCAUCCAAUUAUCAUUCUAUUCUUGAAAUGAACAGUUUUUCAGAAUAUGGUAAGUUACAUAGUUUGCCUGUAAAUAUUCCAUAAUUUGGAAUUAUGCUCUAAAUGUAACAGGUUUCACAUUCAGCUAAUACAAAUAAUCUGAUGACCCACUUCAUUGUUUUUUUUAUUAUUUAUUAUAAGUUUUGAAAAUUAUUUUGUGCUUUAACCUAACUGUUGAUUCAUCUAUUACAAUGUUUCUUCCAGGCACAACAUUUUUUCUGAAAUUGUUUCUCUAUAUGUUUAUCACCCCAUGUAGUUUCUUGUGUUUCUGAUGGCCUGAUUACUUUAUUCAGUGGCAUCAUUGCCCAUUGUCAUGUCUUCCCACCCACCAACACACAGUAACACUUGUUUGCUGUUACUCUCACUUCCCCACAUUUUGUUGCUUGAGUCUUCAGUCACAGUUUCUCCUUCAAUUUUCAAAUUAAUCUCAUCAUCAUUGUCAAUAUCGGGUUCUUCACUUAACAUAUCACUACUAGAUUCUUCACCUGCAGCACACAAGGGAUUAUAUCUAGUUUCUUCAAUCCAGAGUGCUGUGGUUCAGCUGAACGUAAAAGCAUGCUACUAACACAUGACAUGCCAUAAUAUAUAAAUGGCAUUGGUUCAUCCAGAAGUUCAAAUUUUGACUUCCAGAUGGCAGAAGGUGGCAGACAAAACAUUCAUGCACAUGUUGGUAUAGUCUACAGUGCAAACUAGUGACAUGUGAUUGAAAUAUGACCGCAGAAGCAUGAAACAAACUUUGUUUAUAGUAUAUCAACAUUUUUCCAUGGAAGCACGGUCACCAUGUUGAUUAUAUAUUGACGUUUGACUGGAAAGGGUUAAUUUAAUUGUGCUUUAUAAAGUACAUUACUUAUGUUUGUCCCUAGGUUUUUGUAGCUUGUGUCUAAUGUGUAACUUCAGCAUUCAGGGUUUAGCUGCAUGAUAUGUUAGCUGUUCCAUUUUAUUCUACAUUGUGGUUACCAUCUUCAGGGUGAAUGGAGAUAGGAGAAGGAAGUGGGCCCAAGAUCUUGCAGUGGAAGUUGAGGUAGGGGUGUAAAGCAUGAUGCUCAGUAAAGGGAAAGGAUUUAUGGUUAGGAAAAGGUGUCAAGGAAGAUGUGAAAGCAGACUUCACUCACUUUAUAUCCAUCUUCACAGUUAAGUUGUGAGGGGAGUUUGACUGUUUUGGUGGCUUCCCUGAUAUUGCAUGGGAGGUUAAGUGUGUAUGAUUGCUAGGGCUUCACUUACAUCAAAGCUGAUGCUGUGUUUGGUGUCAGUGAAGUGUUCAGCUGAUCACUGUUUUUCUGGUCUGAUGUUUGUAACAUGUUCUUAUAUUCUAGGGGAGUUGUAAUGGCUGGUUUGACCAGUAUACAUUUUGUGUCCAGUCCCCUCCCUUUUGAAGCACCAUGCUACACACCCCCACUCGCUUACUGUGCAUUAGUACACUUCUUCCUUCAUUCACUGUGAAGACAGCAACUGAAACAGCCUCAGUGUAUGCUGCAGCUAAACCCAUAAACUGGUGUCCCACCUUACAUUACUUAUAUUAGCACUAAAUAAGAAAUAAUGGGAAAUGAAUAAGUUCCAAAGGGUAUGGAAGUAUACAUUUAUGACCAUCUUAAGGUACUACAACAAUAGUGUGCAACUGGGGAAAACCAUGAACCCUGAGUCAUUGGGUGUCUGGGCUGAGAUAUGAACCAUGUUCAUACCUGCAUAUGAUGAAGUUGUGUUAGCCAGUUCACUGUAACACUUGACGCUUCUUCCAUUGUUAGACAGUAAAUUGUGAAUCAAAUUUAUAUCAGGCUGUCCCCUGGAAUAUAAUAUUAACGUCAUAGUGGACAUUUUAUUUAAUAAACCUAUGCCCACAAACAUGUUCAGACAAUAUUGUUUCCCAAGAAUGUGUUUAUAAAUUACAAGGAAUACUUUCUUAUUAAGAUUAAAGGCUUUAUUGGUGUAUUUGUAUUUCAUAAUUAAUGGGUUUCCUGU